AUGGCAGGACUUCGAGAGGACCCGGCUCUGGAUCCUACCCAUCAGCACCAGCACCCCCAUCUACACCACACCGCGCGAGCUUCGCAUGACGGCAAUGACCAGCCGCGCUACACAACGGGAACCACGAAUGAGCCCAGCAUAAUCCCCAACGCGAGCCCGCAAGAUCAUGGCCAGCUGCACCAGGAUGCGGACAAGAAGGCUGACUACCAUGUGGCGGAUGUCGAGAAGGGCAAUGUCUCGCCUGUCACACCGACGACCUCUCUUGACCAGUCGCCAGAGCAGAGCGGCAAAGGCGCUAGAUUCUACCGCAGGUAUCGCAUAUGGGUCCACCUUGCCUUGUGGAUUGUCGCCACAGGCUGGUGGACUGCUGGCUUAGGCCUCCACCACGAUGACAUGAACUGGGUCAUCCCAUUCCUACUCUGGCUUGCUAUCACCAUACGUCUGGUCACCCUGCAUAUCCCAAUCACGCCAGUCUCCAAGGCGAUGCGUUGGACAUGGAGAAACACAGGUUCCCGCGUCAACAGCGCCAUCCCUGAGAAAUUUCGCCUGCCCUUGGGAGCUGCGGUGACUGUGGCUGUGAUCCUGAUCGGAUCCUUCGUCAGCAAAGAAAACGCAGACAACACUCGUGCGAACAGAGCAAUCAGCCUCUUCGGCCUUGCGGUCCUCAUCUUCGCGCUCUGGCUCACCUCGCGCAAUAGAAAGGCCAUCAACUGGCACACAGUCAUUUCCGGCAUGCUGAUGCAAUACAUUAUCGCACUCUUCGUGCUCCGCACCUCAGUAGGAUACGAUAUCUUCAACUUCAUCUCCAGCCUUGCUCGUUCGCUGCUGAGUUUUGCUAAAGAUGGUGUCGCCUUCUUGACCGACGAUACUGUACCCACCAAAGGCUGGUUCUUCAUCUCGGUGCUGCCGGCCAUCAUUUUCUUCGUCGCCCUCGUGCAAUUGCUAUAUUACUGGGGCACUAUCCAAUGGUACACCCCGCCUACACAGUGCUGGAGACACUCGCUGACUCGUCCACUAGGUUUGUCGGCAAAUUCGCAGUCUUCUUCUUCUGGGCGAUGCGCAUCUCCGGAGCCGAAUCAGUCGUGGCGGCCGCAACUCCUUUCAUCGGUCAGGGGGAAUCAGCCAUGCUGAUCAAGCCGUUCGUGCCACACUUGACCAUGGCCGAGCUGCAUCAAGUCAUGUGCUCUGGAUUCGCAACAAUCGCUGGCUCGGUGCUUGUUGCUUACAUCGGAAUGGGUCUGAAUUCUCAAGCCUUGAUCUCUUCUUGCGUCAUGUCCAUUCCGGCUUCCUUAGCAGUCAGCAAGCUACGAUAUCCUGAAGAAGAAGCGUCUUUGACGUCAGGAAACGUCGUGGUGCCGGAUGAUGAUGAACAUCGGGCAGCUAAUAUGCUGCAUGCUUUUGCCCAGGGUGCCUAUCUAGGAUUGAAGAUUGCAGGUCAGUUGCUACACGAGAGUUUGGAGGAUUGCGAGCUGACUUCCACUUGUAUAGCCAUGAUUCUCUGUACCCUUCUCUGCAUCAUUGCCCUAGUAGGACUCAUCAAUGGUCUUCUCACCUGGUUUGGACGUUACCUGAAUCUUACGGGAGAGUACGAGCUUACCAUCGAGCUUAUUCUGGGAUACGUCUGCUACCCCAUCGCUUUCCUCCUGGGCGUGCCGAGAGGACCAGACUUGUUGAAAGUCGGAAGACUGAUCGGCAUCAAGGUGGUCACGAACGAGUUCGUGGCUUUGUAAGUCUCUUCCUCUUUCCCACCCUUGUAGAGGCCUUCUGUACAGCCUGCUGACGGCAUCUUCCAGCAACUCCCUCACCACAGACCCAUUAUACACCGUCAUGGCUCCCCGCUCGAAGCUCAUUGCGACAUAUGCACUUUGCGGGUUCGGAAAUAUCGGUAGUCUCGGCACGCAGAUUGGUGUUCUAUCUCAGAUUGCCCCUGGACGUUCCGGGGACGUGAGUAGAUUGGCCAUCAGUGCUCUGAUCACGGGAGUUCUGAGUACGCUCAGCAGUGCCAGUAUCGCUGGGCUGGUCAUCCAGGACGAAUCGCAAUUCACCACAUAG
Lecanosticta acicola is the source of this 2052-nucleotide messenger RNA. NCBI's taxonomy places the organism in Eukaryota, Fungi, Ascomycota, Dothideomycetes, Mycosphaerellales, Mycosphaerellaceae. The record is from the annotation of a GenBank genome assembly.